GUCUACCUGCAGCCUCCUCCUCGCCGGUCCUGGCUGUUCGGUUACUCCCACGCCGCCUGAGAACCGCCCUCAGCCGGGGACACCUUGUCCCAAAGUCCCCUCUGAGAUCUGUUCCAUUGUUUUCUCUCCCGAGAGUUGUCAGUUUGGGUAGAUCUGAUUUUCUAGCAGUAUAUUUUACAAAGGUUUCAAUCUCUGGGCUGUGUCCUGCGAUGCUUGAUUGACCUGUGAAGUAAUGUGGACAGAAGUUCUCACAUGUGUUCCUUGUAACCACUGGACCCAGCAUUGCAUCUUAAUGUUUACUUAAACAGAACUUUCAUAAGAAAGAGAAUGGGAGUCUGGUUAAACAAAGAUGACUUUAUCAGAGACUUGAAGAGGCUCAGUGUCUGUCUUCUCAUACUACAUGUGGUUGUAGUAGUGGGCACGGAUCAGAAUUUUUACAGUUUACUGGGAGUAUCUAAAACUGCAAGCAGCAGAGAAAUAAGACAAGCCUUUAAGAAGUUAGCACUGAAAUUACAUCCUGAUAAAAAUCCGAAUAACCCAAAUGCACAUGGUGAUUUUUUAAAAAUAAAUAGAGCAUAUGAAGUACUCAAAGAUGAAGAUCUGCGGAAGAAGUAUGACAAGUAUGGAGAAAAGGGACUUGAGGAUAAUCAAGGAGGCCAGUACGAGAGCUGGAGCUACUACCGCUACGACUUUGGUAUUUACGAUGAUGAUCCUGAAAUCAUAACAUUAGAAAGAAGAGAAUUUGAUGCUGCUGUCAAUUCUGGAGAACUGUGGUUUGUAAACUUUUACUCUCCAGGAUGCUCACAUUGCCACGAUUUAGCCCCCACUUGGAGAGAAUUUGCUAAAGAAGUGGAUGGAUUACUUCGAAUUGGAGCUGUCAACUGUGGAGAUGAUCGCAUGCUUUGCCGGAUGAAAGGGGUCAACAGUUAUCCCAGCCUCUUCAUCUUUAGGUCUGGAAUGGCUGCAGUGAAGUACAGUGGAGACAGAUCAAAGGAAAGCUUAGUGACCUUCGCCAUGCAGCAUGUCAGGAGCACGGUGACAGAGCUCUCCGCAGGAAAUUUUGUGAAUGCCAUAGAAACUGCUUUUGCUGCUGGUAUCGGCUGGCUGAUCACAUUUUGUUCUAAAGGAGAAGAUUGUUUGACGUCGCAGACUCGACUCAGGCUUAGCGGCAUGUUGGAUGGUCUUGUGAAUGUGGGCUGGGUGGACUGUGACUCUCAGGACAGCCUCUGUAAGAGCUUGGACAUCACAGCGAGUACCACUGCUUAUUUUCCUCCUGGAGCCACUUUGAGUAACAAAGAAAAAUCCAGUGUUUUGUUUCUUAACUCACUGGAUGCUAAGGAGAUAUACAUGGAAAUCAUACACAGUCUUCCAGACUUUGAACUGCUUUCAGCAAGUCAACUAGAGGAACGUUUGGCACAUCAUCGCUGGCUUGUGUUUUUUCAUUUCGGAAAAAAUGAAAAUGCAAACGAUCAUGAAUUGAAAAAACUGAAAACUCUACUUAAAAAUGAGCAUAUUCAAGUUGGAAGGUUUGACUGCUCUUCUGCACCAGGCAUCUGUUCUGAUCUGUAUGUUUUCCAGCCCUGUCUAGCAGUGUUUAAAGGACAAGGAACCAAAGACUAUGAAAUUCAUCAUGGAAAGAAGAUUCUAUACGAUAUACUUGCUUUUGCCAAAGAAAGUGUUAACUCCCAUGUCACCACACUCGGACCUCAGAACUUCCCUGCGAAUGACAAGGAACCGUGGCUUGUUGACUUCUUCGCUCCUUGGUGUCCGCCAUGUCGAGCUCUUUUGCCAGAGUUACGGAAAGCAUCCACACUGCUGUAUGGCCAACUCAGAGUCGGUACAUUAGACUGCACAAUCCAUGAAGGCCUCUGCAACAUGUAUAACAUCCAAGCUUAUCCAACAACAGUGGUAUUCAACCAGUCCAGUAUCCAUGAAUAUGAAGGACAUCACUCUGCAGAACAGAUCUUGGAGUUCAUAGAGGAUCUCAGAAACCCUUCAGUGGUCUCUCUGACCCCCACCACCUUCAGUGAGCUGGUUAGACAGAGAAAGCAUGAUGAAGUCUGGAUGGUUGAUUUCUAUUCUCCGUGGUGUCAUCCCUGUCAGGUCUUAAUGCCAGAAUGGAAACGAAUGGCCCGGACAUUAACUGGACUGAUCAAUGUAGGCAGUGUGGACUGCCAACAGUAUCAUUCUUUUUGUACCCAAGAAAAUGUUCAAAGAUAUCCCGAGAUAAGAUUUUAUCCCCAAAAGUCAAAUAAAGGUUAUCAGUAUCAUAGUUACAAUGGCUGGAAUAGGGAUGCGUAUUCCCUGAGAAGCUGGGGUCUCGGAUUUUUACCCCAAGCGUCCAUAGAUUUAACACCUCAGACUUUCAACGAGAAGGUUUUACAAGGGAAAAAUCACUGGGUGGUUGAUUUCUAUGCUCCUUGGUGUGGACCUUGCCAGAAUUUUGCCCCAGAGUUUGAACUCUUGGCUAGGAUGAUCAAAGGAAAAGUGAAAGCUGGGAAAGUGGACUGUCAGGCCUACCCCCAAACAUGCCAGAAGGCCGGUAUCAAAGCCUACCCAAGUGUUAAGUUUUAUCAGUAUGAAAGAGCAAAGAAAAGUAUAUGGGAAGAGCAAAUAAAUUCCAGAGAUGCAAAAACUAUUGCUGCCUUAAUUUAUGGAAAAUUGGAAACUCUCCAAAGCCAAGUAAAGAGAAAUAAGGAUGAACUUUGAUGAUGUUGAAGAAAAAUACUGUAAGGGAAAGAACCUGGAAAAUAGCAUCAGAAGAUCCUUUCCAAAGUUAAGAUGCUCUUGAGGAAGCGGAUGCCCUUGGCCUUGCGGUUGUCUGUGUGAGGCUGCAGUCUGCAGACACUUCCUGCCGAGAGCCACAUGGCGCCGUCUGGGACUGAGGCCACAUGUGGUUCUUUGUUGCGUCUUUGUUGUUGUUGUUAAUCCUUUUAGAAACACAAACAUCGUUCUUAGCUCAGGGCCAUACAGAAGUAUUCCAUAGGCCAAGCCCAGCCCAGCGACCCGUGUGCUGGCUACCCCAACUGAUUUUUGGACGCCUGGCCCUCUGUGUGCAUCUGUCAUCUUCACACCGCACAAAGUGGGUGUGGCUUCGGCUUGUAAUUCUGUGAUGGGCCUCAAAGAAGGGGCUUGGGUUCAGUCACACCUGACAGUUCUGUCUCUGACCAUAUAUUUUAUUUUGACUAUUUUCAUAAUAUGGCAAAAUAAAACUGCGCUCAUUUUUCAUACUAUAUAGUAUUGUAUAUACAGAGGUUCUCCUUUUGUUUUCUUGCAAGAAUUGAAGAGAUGUUCUUAAUUUAUCACAAUGGUAAAUGUAAAAAUCUUGUAAGCUAUGAUUUCUAGGACAAAGUAAGGAAAAGUAUUUACAGCAAUUCAUUGGACAGUGUAGAAGUCACAAGUGGGCCUGUGUUUUAAUGUGCACGUAUUUGUUUAUUUGCUUUCAUAAAUAUGUUCCUACUAAUGGUUUUGUUUGCAGUGUCUUCCUGAUGUUGACACAUUUGCCUUCUGGGGUCUCUGUUUUGAUCAUUCACAUUGAUUUUUUUCCCUAUAGCUGUGGUUUUACUCCUGUCAAUAUUCACUAUUCAAAUAGGAACAGUCCUUUUAGGUUUAUUUUCAUGUGACUCAUGAAGACAUUGUUACUCAGCUAUCCCUGACAAAGGCGGUCUUUCUCAGUACAGCGUUGCCGUAGGAGCUGGAGUCAAGCACAUGGUGGACACGUGUCGAUUCUCAGUUGUUUGCACUCUCCUGCAACUCAGAAGGCAGAGUGAGCUGUAGUUCAGUUCCCUCCACAGCACAUGGGAUGGUCAAAGGAUGCCGGUAAAUAAAGUCAAAUUAUUUUUUCUAAA
This is a messenger RNA of Meriones unguiculatus (Mongolian gerbil), 3848 nucleotides long. RefSeq names its product DnaJ heat shock protein family (Hsp40) member C10 (gene Dnajc10). The record is from RefSeq and is a predicted model, not a curated record. Gene Ontology annotation, cellular component: endoplasmic reticulum. Gene Ontology annotation, molecular function: disulfide oxidoreductase activity. The transcript has 23 exons. Lineage: Eukaryota; Metazoa; Chordata; Mammalia; Rodentia; Muridae. Bases 328 to 2709 code for a protein of 793 amino acids. Gene Ontology annotation, biological process: protein folding in endoplasmic reticulum.